Messenger RNA from Cuscuta europaea, 1702 nucleotides. Lineage: Eukaryota; Viridiplantae; Streptophyta; Magnoliopsida; Solanales; Convolvulaceae. The record is from the annotation of a GenBank genome assembly.
UAAAUAAGGAGUAUAACCUCAAGUCCGUACCAGAGAAUAGCUGUCCCACCUGAGAGUCGUUGCCUUUUUCGGCGAUUUGCAUUCUCUGACAUUCGGUCUGUGAGUUGGAAGGAGACCCUGAAAUUCAUACGAAACCACAAAUUAAAAGGCUUUCCAUUUUCCUUUAAUAACAAAGGCAGACGAAGAAUUUGCAGAAUAUGGCUCUGAAGAUGAAUUCCCUGAACUUGCAGUCUCACAAGUAUUCCUCAUUUGCACUGCCACCAAUGUUGAGGAGCAACCUUAGAUCUCCGAAGUUUUAUAUGGCUUCAACCCUCUCUUCUGGAACAAAGGAAGUUGAGAACCUGAAGAAGCCUUUUAUUCCACCACGUGAGGUUCAUGUUCAAGUCACACACACUAUGCCACCUCAGAAAAUUGAGAUAUUCAAAUCUUUAGAAGGUUGGGCUGAGCAAAAUAUAUUGACUCACUUGAAGCCCGUUGAAAAAUGUUGGCAACCACAAGAUUUUCUACCAGAUCCAGCAUCAGAUGGUUUUGAUGAUCAGGUCAAGGAACUGAGGGAGAGGGCUAGGGAGGUUCCAGAUGAAUAUUUUAUUGUUUUAGUUGGAGAUAUGAUCACAGAAGAAGCUCUUCCAACUUAUCAAACCAUGCUCAACACCCUUGACGGUGUUAGGGAUGAAACAGGGGCAAGCCUCACCUCUUGGGCUAUUUGGACGAGGGCCUGGACUGCUGAAGAGAAUAGGCAUGGUGACCUCCUGAAUAAGUAUCUUUACCUUUCUGGUAGAGUUGACAUGAAAGCAAUUGAGAAAACAAUCCAGUACUUGAUUGGGUCAGGAAUGGACCCUCGAACCGAAAACAAUCCCUACCUUGGGUUCAUCUACACAUCCUUUCAAGAAAGGGCAACAUUUAUAUCCCAUGGAAACACUGGUAGGCUUGCAAAGGAGCAUGGAGACCUGAAACUUGCUCAAGUCUGUGGCAUAAUUGCAUCUGAUGAGAAGCGCCAUGAGACUGCAUACACCAAGAUAGUGGAAAAACUCUUUGAGGUUGAUCCUGAUGGGACAGUGGUGGCUUUCGCGGACAUGAUGAAGAAGAAAAUCUCAAUGCCUGCACACUUGAUGUAUGAUGGCCAGGAUGAUGAUCUGUUUGAUCACUUCUCAGCAGUGGCUCAAAGGCUUGGUGUCUACACGGCUAGAGACUAUGCGGACAUCUUAGAGUUUCUCGUGGGUAGAUGGAAAGUGGGAAGUCUUGAAGGACUUUCAUCUGAAGGGAGAAAAGCUCAAGACUAUGUGUGUGGGCUGCCUCCUAGAAUCAGAAAACUGGAGGCGAGAGCUCAAGGGAGAGCCAAACAAGCUCCCAUUGUUCCUUUUAGUUGGAUAUAUAAUAGGGACGUGCAGCUCUGAGUGCACCAAGUGUAAAACAUAUGCUAGCUAUCAAGAAUACAGUGGAUAGAGUGGUAAAGAUGAAAAGUUCCUCCAUGUGCUUGCUAUCAAGAAUGCAAUUUACUUGGCGAUGGAUGGAGCUAUAAUGCAUGAUUCGUAGAUACAGUCCAUUUGUAUUUUGUACUUGCCUGUUAUGGUGUCUGUUUUGUUUCUGUUUUUUAUAGUGCUCGAGACUGGAUAGUCAAUUUGCAAUUUUGAUGGUUUUUUGCUAAGUAACUGAUAUUUUCUAAUCAGAUUUGUUUAUAUUUUACUCGUUGACGUUGAUUGAA